AGCUCCCCCCCCCCACCAUUACAAGAAUCACCCAAACGGCGAUCCGAAAACAAAAACAAAAUUCAAGUACCUAGUCUGCGCUGUACUUUACCCGCCCCUUUUCCCAUACACAGUCUCUGGCCAGAUACCUAUCGACCCCUCUAUCCAUGGGUGCCGGUGAUAGUAAGCUCUCCUUCAAGAAGGGCGUCUUUCGUCUUGCCGAAGAAUACAAAAUAUCGCCUCGUGAUCCCUACUGGCUUUCCUUCUGGGAGCUUCCUGAAUCCGCUGAAGAUGUUUUCACACUCUUCGCUGCCGCUGACAUCCGUCGUACCCGCGAUCAACACCUUGAAAAUUUAGAGACGCUCAUCCUGGCAGUUACCUCGAGGCUCUUUGCCUUAAAGAACCAUCCGUUGUUUCCUGAUCCUGAGCUGGCUCCGGAGAAGCAUGCAUUAAAUUGUAUUCGAAUAUUGACGAGGAUACUGCCAUUUUUGCACGAAAAGGAUGGGUUGGUGGCUUGGGAGGAGAAGUUCUUUUGGGGCGCAGGGCGGAAGAGAUCCGGGAAAGCAUCGCUUUCUAGAGCGGAGGUCAUCUUCGAUGAAGCUCAUCCUGAUGAAGACCCUCGGCCACCGACGGCGGCAGAAGAUAUCGAAUCGGCCCCGCCAUUGAUGGAAGAAUUGAUAGAUACUCUGAUUGGCCUGCUCUUCUAUUCUGGAUUUACCCUGAUGGAAAAUCCCUCGUCAAAGGGAAAGGUUACAUAUGCUAUUUGGCAAAGCGGCGUUGGAUGCAAUACCCCAGUUGGGACCACGAAAGAACUGGAGUCCAACAAGAUUGAAGCAUUGAGACUUCUGCUUGCAAUCACAUCUAAAGCAAUGUUCAUACCUGCAAAUAUAUUGCCAGUGAGGGGGAUAAGAGCAUUGACCUAUAUAGCAACCAGUGCGGACAAGAAAGCUGUGCUCUCGACUUUAUGCUCGUUAUUGAAUACAACCUUGAGAUAUAACCCCGCCAGUUGGAGAGUUCCUUAUGAUCAUGUCGUAUUUUCAGACCCUCGGCAAGUUCUUGUGACCUACUGUUUGCAAUUGCUUCUUGUUCUGCUAUUGUACCCUGUCCCGGAGAGCGGGCCGGGCGAGCCUCUGCUUAAGAACAACUACCGCCAUUAUUUGGGGAGACUUCACAGAACUCAAGACUUUCAAUUCCUGGUUGACGGAAUGACCCGUGUUCUUAAUCAGCCGAUCCAGGCUACUGCAUCCUAUCUUCCCGGCAGUCAGAAGACUAUCCAAUGGGCUCCGGAAAUGUUGAUGCUCUUUUGGGAGAGUUUGCAAUGUAAUAAGCGGUUCCGGAGCUUUAUUAUCGAAACGGAUCGGGUCCAUGACUUUGUGAUUUUGAUUAUCUACUAUGCUCUGGAGCAUAGAUUGGACCCUUCCAAGUCCGGGGUCGUCAGAAUGUGUGUUUUUGUUUUGCAAACUUUGUCUACGGAGCCGAAAUUUGGGAUGAGUCUCAACAAGCAUUUCGAGGGACAAAACACAUUACCAUCCAGCAUUAGGAUCCCCUCCUUCAGUGGAACUUAUGCAGAUUAUCUGAUAAUUUCUAUAUAUAGUUUGAUCGCGGGUAGCAAGGGUAGGUUGGGUGCUGUAUACCCAGCAUUACUAGCAAUUAUUGCGAAUGUUGCUCCCCAUGUCAAGCCUCUCUCGGCGGCAGCUAGCGCAAAGCUUGUGCAACUAUUUGCUUCAAUGUCAGCGCCAGCCUUCUUGCUAGCGAACGAGACUAACCACGCAUUGUUACACUCUCUUCUGGAGUCGAUGAAUUCUAUCAUUGAGCAUAACUAUUCAGAGAAUGCAAACUUUGUUUAUUCCAUCUUAAGGGCGCACAAAAGAUUUGAGGCAUUGAGAAACUUUACUCUCGAAAGUGGCCAAGAGGAAAUCGACCGCCAGGAUAAGCAAAAAAAGGAUCGGGGAGAAUCUCAGGAUGCUUCGGCUAAAGGCUCGAUAAGUCGUGACGAUUUUGCCUCACCUGUUGAAGAGCGAGGGUCAAUGGCCGGAUCGGAGUCACCAAUCCCACCUAGUCAGUUUGAAAUUGGCGAUGGCGAGGACUCGGACGAGGAAGACAGAUCUAAGAGCCAACCUCCCACUUCCUCUAUCGAAACCCCAAUGCCUACCCGAUUACCUACCAUUCCAUCCCGCACACCCUCUAUAUCGUCAUCCGCCGAAGAUGCUGUUCCUAUACAGCUACGAGCAAUGUCGGAGAAAGCCAGGGGAAAACUUCCAGAAGGCUCUUUCCACAGACAGGCCAGCACCACGAGCCUAGCAAGCCAUGCCAGUGCUUCUGCAACCGCAACAUCAUUGAAUGGGUUCACGCCUUCACAAACAUGGAUCGAAUCGUGGCUUCCUCAUCUACCACUUCAUACAAUCCUUGUGCUCAUUCAGCAGCUACAGCCUCCACUGCGCGAGAUUCUCGCGCGUAACAAUGGGGAACCCAAUGCCAUAUCAAUGCUUGAAUGUAUAAAGACUACAGAGAUUCACGGAAUUGAGCCUUCGUUGAUUAAAACUCACAUGUUCGAAUGGAGUCCUUUGGCGCUGGGUUGGUACGAGUCGCUACUCUGGGGGUUCGUUUUUAUUGCGGAGAGGCAUGUUUCAAAGGGCACUGUUGGUGUAUGGAAUGGGACCGCGGUGAAGCUAUUCAGAGUCCAAGAGACUGCCCCGGAAGGUCCGAGUUUACUGGCACCUCGAGGCGGUGUGGAUGCGAUCGGAACCAAUCUAAUUGAGAGGCUGGGGAGUGUGAGCUUAGGGAGGGGGCAGCGUCAGCGCAAUUCUAGCGACAGCGGGACUGGUGGGAACAGAGAAAGGCAUGCGGUUGUGUAAUUAGUAGAUGUCUAUACUGGAUCAUAAACCUUUGCUUUUCGG
This is a messenger RNA of Tuber melanosporum (Perigord truffle), 2876 nucleotides long. RefSeq lists its product as uncharacterized. The coding region runs from base 147 to 2834 and encodes 895 amino acids. Gene Ontology annotation, cellular component: membrane; Golgi trans cisterna; Golgi medial cisterna. The transcript is spliced from 9 exons. The record is from RefSeq and is a predicted model, not a curated record. NCBI's taxonomy places the organism in Eukaryota, Fungi, Ascomycota, Pezizomycetes, Pezizales, Tuberaceae.